GUAAACACGUUAGCGUUUUAUUGUUUUUUUCUUUUUUUUUCAUCUCAUACGAACAUCACAGUUUUGAUUUAUAGCGUAUCGUAUGAGUCACAGCUUUGACUUAUAAAACUAUACCGUAAAACAAUAGUUUUUAUGUAGUCUUACACCACUGCUUAAUUAUUUUGAACACGAUUUGCGCGGAAUUCGUCGAUUAACAGAUCGUCCAACCCAAUACAACUCAAUCUACAAAAUUGUCAUUUGAUGAAUUGGUUGUUUGCCUUUGUUACUCGACGCAUUAUUUUUUCUCAACAACAACGCAACAUUUUCCAGUCUCCAGGUGGCGCGAUAGUCAGGAGUUUACUUUUCUAAAUGAGGGUUUCAUACGUUUUUGAGUAAUUUUCGUAUUCGGGUACUGAAAUUGAAAAAUGUAAUAAAUACUUUAGAAACCUAUCAGAUUUAGUACAAUGAUAUUAAACUAGUGACGUUCGUCGCUAGCAGUCACCAGCGCGAUUAUCGCUGUUUAUCGUCCACAACCCGACGUUCGUGAUACUCGUUUUGGCGUCGAGACGCCUCGGUAAAGCUCGGUAAGCAUCGCAGGCCAAUCGAUAGCCGGUUCCCGGAAGGUUUCGGAGGGUGGGGGGGGGAUGUCGUCAGUGUCGCCACACUCCUCAACGGAUCCGGCAGCCCGGCACUACUUGCCUCCCACCGCUGAGCCUGGUCUCUGUUGAAAGUUCAAGGAACGAACGCGUCUACGGGCGCGGCUUGCGUCUCGAAGUGGCGUUUUACGUGGAACAAUGUCGUCCCUCGACUAUUUGGAUUUGUGCAGAUUGUGUCUAAUGAAAGAUCGUGUGUCCGUACCGAUAUUCGAGGGUGAGGGUGAUGUCAGGCAGAUUUUUUUAAAGAUUGCGGCCUGCUUGCCGGUCAAGGUUGCACGGGAAGACAAGUUACCUAAAAAGAUAUGCGACGAUUGCGUUUACAAAGUAGAAUUACUUUACCAAUUUUGGAAUACAACGGCAAACGCCGAGAAGCAGCUACUCCAAUGGCUUGGCGAAGUUGGCUUGGAGGACAAGCAAGGCUAUGUCACUGGCGUCCUAAAUCCGAGUACAAUGAAACAAGAAGAAAACAGUUCCAGCGGAUUGGGAGGCACAGCAAUACAGGUGACUGGAGUUCAACCUGGCAUUGGUAUAGGAGUUAUAGACAACAUGGGACUAGGCAUGCCGCUAAUUAUUCCCAGCUCAACACAGCAGCAAUUAACUGCUGUGCCAAUGGAUACAAGCACUGGACCCAUCCAACCUAUCCAACCUAUCCCACAGGCUGUACCUGGUCCAAGUAGUCAACCUGGACAUGAACAGAUUGCCCAGUCCCAAACUAAUGCAACAACGCAUCAACAGGACGAGGAAGAGGAAACUAGCGAUGAUGAAGAAAACUCUGACGAUGAUUGCGAUGGUGAUGAUGGUCUACCUGUCAAGGAAGAAAGCGAGGAAGAUCCUAGUAAUAGUAGAACGAUUGAACCUACGACGUUUGUAAAUGUAUCCCUGGCUUGCGACGAAGCGGGUCCGUCCGGCUUGCAGCAGCAAAAAAUCGUGGAAAUGCCAGAAAUGGCUAUGCCCCAGACAACCGACGGUGAUCCCAAGUCUGGAUUAACCCUGAAAAUAGCCAAGUUUGAGACCGCAGACACUACAGAGACGUUGGAAAAUCAGUACACCAAGAUCACAGAGUCCAGCGAUGCCGGUAUCGAUGUGAAAUCUGAGGGAAAAAUUUUCGUACGAACUGACGUACUGCAGGGUAACAAUAAUUACCAAAGUGCAAGUGAUGAAACGUAUAUCACUGAUGAUCUGGCCUUGACCUACGAAGAAUUUCCAAAUUCCAUGCAGGCCUCACGACAUGGCACAGGUGCAACAUUAGAAACUAUAGAAAUGAACCGCAAAUUUACGUCUCUUCCAUUGUCCGAGGACUAUUAUCGAAUGCUAAUGCUAUCAAAGCUUGAUCUCGUCAAGAGUGAACCGGAAAAAGGUGCCCAGAAAGGUGAAAACUUGGAUGAGACUACGGAAAAAUUAAAUGGCCCGAUCAAGGAAGAAAUUCGAGAUGCCAACGAUGACGAGGAUGACAUGCCAUUGGCGUAUCACUGCAAAACUUGUGAUGUAUUUUUCAAAACUAAAACUCUACUUAAUAAUCACGAAAUUGAACACAAGGGUAAAAGAAAGAACACGUGCAACCAAUGUGGAAGAGUGUUUCGAACUUACGUGAAUCUACGUAAGCACAUGAAAAAACAUGCUGGCAGUAAGCGGAACAAUGUCGGUCGACCAAUGAAGGUGAAAAAGGAAAAGAAUAACGUGGAAUUUUUGUGUAAAACUUGCAACAAGGUAUUCGGUCAUAAGAGUAACUAUCAGAAACACUUACUGCGGCACACUGUUGGCGAUCUCACUUGUAACCACUGCCCGAAAAAGUUUCGAUUAUUUCGAGACUUGACGAGACACGAAAAAACCCACUUUUACCCAAGUUAUAUGUGCAAAGAGUGUGACUACGAAACAACUGUUCUAGCUGCUUUGAGCAUUCACAUGCUCAGGCACACCGAUAAGGCGGACCUUCCAUUCAAAUGUAAUGAAUGUGACAAAAGGUUUCGAAAGGCAAUCGAACUUCAGGAACAUUAUAACAUUCAUUCCGGGGACAAGCCGUUUACCUGUGCCACCUGUGGUAGUGCGUUUUACCUCAGGAGACAACUUUCCGCCCAUUGCAGACGAAUGCAUCCUGAGAUGAAGGCCAACAAGGUAACCAGCACUGCGUGUGACAUUUGUGGGCGUGUAUUGGCGACAAAACGAUCGCUCUUUCGGCACAAGGAGAGUCACAAUCCUACCAAGUUGUAUCUAUGCGAUUAUUGUGGCAAAAGUCUUAGCAGUGCGGAACAUUUGAAAAAACAUCGGCGUAUACAUACAGGAGAGAAACCUUAUGUAUGCGAUAUUUGUGGCAAAGGAUUCACAGACUCGGAAAAUUUGCGCAUGCAUCGACGCAUUCACACUGGGGAAAAGCCGUACAAGUGCGAUCAAUGUCCCAAAGCCUUCUCCCAGAGAUCAACCCUUACUAUCCACCGUCGUGGUCACACCGGUGAACGACCCUAUGUAUGUCAAAUAUGUCAUCGUGGUUUUUCGUGCCAGGGCAAUCUUACAGCCCAUCAAAAAUCUACCUGCGUUUGGGUCAACUCUUGGCGUGUUAAAUUCCGGCGGAAACUUCCAGAGCAAGAAUAUCCACUGAAAUUUGGAGUUAACUUUAAAACUGCUUGUGCGCUACGAAUUGCAAAUGGAUUGAGCAAAACUUUGGGCAAAAAAGUGAUAAUCAGUAAAUCACUUUUGUCACGGUUACAGACUAGACACCCUAAUACAGGUAAUACUCAAUUGGCCAAAGAAGACAGUCAAAGUAAUAACACCUUCGAACAUAAAUCUCACACAGAUAAAGAACACAACAGUCCCGAAAUUGGAAAGGCAAGUUCGAGUGAAUAUGCCCGUGUCUCGUCGCAGAAAGUUAAUACAGAUGGAAGUCAUUUGGCCAAAGAAAAUGAUGCAGGUAAAAACAUCACACAACAGAAACUCAAUACAGAUAGCGAAUCUUCUGCACCAGAAUCCAUCGAGGCUAGACCAAAUAAACGUUCUUGUACCCCACCACAAGAAUCUAAUUCAGAUGACGAUUGCUUCGCCAAAAAAGAUUGUAAAGGUAAGAAGCCCGGGGAACAGAAACUCGAUACAGAAACCAAAACUUCUGGCUCGCUAUGUUUGACGGCUAGUCUAAGAAAACACUCUCGUACUACGCCACAAAAGUCUAAUCUAGGUGGCCGUCGACUGACUAAAGAAGAAAGUAAGUGUCAGAAAGCUUCGAACCAGAAACUUGAUGUGGAUUCCAAAUCUGCUGAUUCUCCAUUCAUCGCGGGUUCCAAAAGUUUACUUUUGCGUGCAUUACAAAAGACAUCCAAUGCUGAGGACAAAGACUUGGACAACGAAGAUAGUGAAUGGGAGAAUUUUAUCUCACAACACAGAUUUAAGCCAGCUGGUACGCUGCCUGAUCCAAACUCUAUUAUGGACAGUCAGAGUGAACUUAAAUGUAUAAUAUGUGACAGAGAGUUCCGGUGCAAAAUGGAACUUUCUAGGCACAUCAAAAGCCACAAUACUCGAAGACCUUUUAAAUGUGCGCACUGUCCAAAAACCUUCAGAACUGCGUACGAUCAGCGUAAGCAUGCCGGUUGUCAUGACGAAAAUCUUUCAUACACUUGUGAUAUAUGCAAGGUUAAAUUUAAGUCAAAACAAGCAUUGAAGCAUCAUCGUAUCAGGAAACAUGACGACACCGAAUAUCAAUUCACAUGCGAUAAGUGCAGUAAACAGUUCAAAAUAAAGAGCGAUCUUUCAACUCAUUUGAAAUCUCUCCAUACUGAGGCACCUUCACUGGUGUGCGAAAUUUGUGGUAAAUCAUGCAAGAAUGGAACGGCGAUGAGCUCUCACAGACGAAAACAUCGGACAGACUUUAAAAAAUUUGAAUGUAACAUUUGCAAACGUAUAUACAAAUCUGAACAUAAUCUAAGCAACCAUUUGCUGGUGCACGAAAAAGGAAUCACAUGCAACGAAUGCGGCAUGGAAUUCAACUGCACGAAGAGGCUAAACUAUCACAUGUUCAACAAACACAGACAAUCGGCACCUUGUAUAUGCUCCAUAUGUCAUAAACCAUUCAAGAGUAACGGCAGCUUACGCACGCAUAUCCUUACUCACACGGGAGAGAGACCGUACAAGUGUGAUUUAUGUGGAGAAGCCUUUACCCAAAGAUCCAGCAUGAUGCGACACAGGCGUAGUCAUCCUGGAAGGUUUUCGCCUCCCCCACCUAUUCACAUCACCGCAAUAGUUAAGGAUAUUGAAGAGAAGGAGAUCUCAAAAAAUUAGGAUACAAUCACAGAACAACUAAUCACAUUGAUACCAUGAUACGCGCAGCUACACAUUGAGGACUGUCUACAAUCAAAUUUGGUCAGAUUAUGUGAACAUGUAUUAAAAAUAAGGUAGAAGAUUUUUAAGAGCUUUCACAUGUUUUGAGGAAAAUCAACUGCUAUAUGUGACAUUUAUAUUACAAAAUAUUUAUGGUUGUACAACCAUGAAAAGAUAUGAAUAAUAUAUUCACUGUUGUUUCAAUUUGCGAAAUGUGAAAAUAAUAUAUGCCGCGUGGCAGUAAGGGGCACUUGGAUAUAAUUUUGUGACACAGUUGAUAUUUUUAGAAUAAACUUCUUUAAUGGAA
Neodiprion fabricii is the source of this 5241-nucleotide messenger RNA. Its product is annotated as zinc finger protein 62 homolog. Gene Ontology annotation, cellular component: nucleus. Bases 774 to 4895 code for a protein of 1373 amino acids. Gene Ontology annotation, molecular function: zinc ion binding. The record is from RefSeq and is a predicted model, not a curated record. The transcript has 7 exons. NCBI's taxonomy places the organism in Eukaryota, Metazoa, Arthropoda, Insecta, Hymenoptera, Diprionidae.